Molecule: messenger RNA, 1509 nt
Organism: Humulus lupulus (European hop)
Lineage: Eukaryota; Viridiplantae; Streptophyta; Magnoliopsida; Rosales; Cannabaceae
Exons: 3
Coding region: 1-1509 (502 amino acids)
Source: RefSeq, a predicted model, not a curated record
AUGAAUAGAAUUUUUAUGGAAGAAGAUGCAAGACCAACUAUUGAUGCUCAGCGAAGACUUAAUCCAAUAAUGAAAGAACUGGUGUGGAAAGAGGUCUUGAAAUGGUUAGAUGCUGGAGUGAUUUAUCCUAUUUCGGAUAGUGCUUGGGUAAGUCCAGUACAAGUAGUACCUAAAAAGGGUAGUAUGACUGUGGUGAAGAAUGAGAGUAAUGAAUUAAUUCCAACAAGGACUAUGAUGGGUUGGAGAAUAUGUAUAGAUUACUGGAAGUUGAAUAAGGCAACUAGGAAAGAUCAUUUUCCUUUGCCUUUUAUUGAUCAGAUGUUGGAUAGGUUGGCAGGGCAUAACUACUAUUGUUUUCUAGAUGGGUACUCAAGUUAUCAUCAGAUUGUAAUUGCACCGGAGGAUCAAGAGAAGACAACUUUUACAUGUCCUUAUGGUACUUUUGCUUUUAGAAGGAUGCCAUUUGGGCUAUGCAAUGCACUAGCUACAUUUCAACAGUGUAUGAUGGCUAUAUUUUCUGACAUGGUUGAGAAAGGGAUUGAGAUUUUUAUGGAUGAUUUUUCUGUUUAUGGGUCAUCUUUUGAUAAUUGCUUGACUAAUUUGGAGUUGGUUUUGAGGAGAUGUGAAGAGUCGCAUUUAGUACUUAACUGGGAGAAGUUCCACUUUAUGGUGAAUGAAGGAAUUUGUCACCAAGCUUUUAAGAUACUUAAGGAGAAAUUGAUUUCGGCACCUAUAGUUGUAGCACCUCAAUGGGAUUUUCCAUUUGAAUUGAUGUGUGAUGCUAGUGACUUUGCAGUUGGGGUAGUGUUGGGACAAAGAGUUUACAAGGAGCUUUUGGCCAUAGUGUUUGCCUUUGAUAAGUGUAGGCCAUACUUGAUUGGGAAUAAGGUGGUUGUUUACACAGAUCAUUCUGCUAUAAAAUAUCUUAUGACCAAGAAAGAUUCCAAGCCUCGUCUUAUUCAUUGGAUUUUGUUGUUGCAAGAAUUUAAUGUGGAAAUAAAGGAUAAGAAAGACACAGAGAAUUCGGUGGCUGAUCACUUGUCUAGAUUGGAGGCUGAUGAGAAUUCUAUUGAUAAAGAAGUUCAAUUUAAUGAUGCUUUUCCUGAUGAGCAGUUGUUUGAAGUAAGUGUUUGUAAAGAUGUUCCAUGGUUUGCAGACUAUGUUAAUUUUCUAGUUGCAGAGGUUAUACCUCCUGAGAUGAGAAGGCAACAAUUGAAGAAAUUCUAUUCGGAGGUGAAGAACUAUUACUGGGAGGAGCCUAUUCUGUAUAAACAUUGCCCUGAUCAAGUUAUUAUAAGAUGUGUGCUCGAAGAGGAGAUGUUUUUAAUCUUUACUCACUGCCAUACUUUGCAUUGUGGUGGUCAUUUCGAAGGAACAAGAACAGCAGCAAAAGUUUUGCAGAGUGGGUUUCAAUGGCCUAAUUAUUUAAAGAUUCUAAUGUCUUUGUCAAAAGUUGUGAUCGUUGUCAAUGAACUGGGAAUAUAUCAAGAAGAUAUCGAAUGCCAAUGA